UUUUAUUUACUUGGUAUGAGUCCUAGGUUGAUCACGGUGACCACCAGCGUCCACAUGAUCAGCCUCUGGAGGAGUAACAUUUCGAUCACUUUCUCGAUCUGACACAAUCGACGUAACACGCGCUCGGAUGAAAGUUGUUCGAAAGUUUUGCGCGCCGAAUAAUUUAUUCGCGCAUUCAAACAACGCGGUGUUUCGGUAUUGUCGCGUGCGCAACGCCGUUCGUCUGCAGUCGUCGGUGAGCAUCCGUCAAGUACGCAUCAAAUGUAACAACGCGCUGGUAGGCAACCAAAAAGCCACCACUAAUAAAUAAUAAAUACGUUUUUAUUAUUAUUAAUACUUCAAAAUGGAUUCGGGCCGUCCGGAUGUUUUAAUCGCGGUGUUUGCGUGCGUUCUGUGUUUCAUUAUUGCCGUGGUGAAAAUUUACACGAAAAAUGAUGCAUCGCGCGGCGGUGGUGGUGAUCGAGAAGUCAAACAACGCGCUGGCAAUUCCAACGGAAAUUCAGCGAAAAAACAUGCGCACGGAGAAAAACCCAAAGAAAAGCCCAAAUCGAACCAGCCGAAGACGAAGAAACAGCCGGAAAAGGAUAAGGAGAAAGAGGUGAAAGAUCCUUGGUUAUUCACCACCUUGAAAGGUCAUACAGGCAUCAUCAACAGCAUGGAUUAUUCAACCAAUGGGAAAUACCUUGCAACAUGCGCAGGCGUUGUCCAUCGUCAUCGCAAGCCACCGCCCCUGGAGACACUUCUACGACCCUAUGUGCUGACCCCAUCACAACUCUGCACAUUCGGCUACCCGAUAGAAAGCGGCCUGCAUCCUGGACAAGUAAUCAUCUACCGCCAUGCUCGCCGCCAGAGGAAUUUAGUCACCUACAACGUCAAAGCCCAACUGAAUUCAUCCGGUGGAUCAAGCGCCAGUAGCGGUAGCGGCAGUGGAAGUGAUUCCGACGAUGGAUUCACCAGCAUCCCAACCAUUCCUAACUUCAUCCAAGGAAUGACCACCGAAAGAAAAUGCACGCGGUGUUUCCGCGGGUUUUUCAUCACCAACAACGAGUAUCUAACACAGGAAAAGUGUGUUUAUCACUGGGGCAAGUUGCAAUCGCAUGGAUACACAUGCUGUGGAUCAAUGCAGUCUGCUGGAUGCACCGCAGCAACUUCCCACGUCUGGCAGGGUGUUACUUCUGGAUGUAACGGCCCGUACGGAGAUUAUAUCCGCAUGCCACCGCCGUAUCCACUGCAGCCAGGUCAUCAGUCUGUGGUUGCGCUCGAUUGUGAAAUGUGCUUCACCGUCGAGGGUCUUGAACUAUCCAAGGUGACGUUUAUCGCCGCUGACGGUAGUGUGCUGUACGAUAGCUACGUGCGUCCGGAGAAUCGAAUCGUUGACUUUAAUACUCGCUUCUCGGGCAUUACAAGUGAUGAUAUCUACGGGCCGACUUCAUGUGCGAAGUCGUUGAGUGAUGUGCACGCGGACAUGGCGCGGUUUAUCACCUCGGCGACGAUUCUCGUCGGCCACGGGCUGGAAAAUGAUCUCAGAGCACUCAAACUCAUCCAUGAGUGUUGUAUUGAUACGGCGAUUGUGUUCCCGCAUAAAUUUGGUGUGCAUUGUCGCAGGAGUUUGAAGAGUUUAGCUGCCAGUAUCCUCGGAUGGGAUAUACAGACAUUAUCAUCAGGACAUGAUAGUCAUGAGGAUGCUUUUGUUGCGAUGGAACUGAUUUUGUGGCGUGUGCGUAAAGAUCUUCAACAGAUGCAAGUGAAUGUGCAUCAUGGACCGCAACUGAUCGCGUUUAAAACUUUGUAAUUCUGCUUAGUGAUUGAUUGACUAUGUGAUGAUUUUGACAAUUGACAAUUUUUUUAAUUUAAUUUUUAACUUAUUUAUAUUGUGAUUUGUUUGCGCAACAAGUUGGGCCUUACGAAAAAGACAAUAAUUUUUAUACACUCAAACACAAAA
This is a messenger RNA of Dalotia coriaria, 1942 nucleotides long. Its product is annotated as transducin beta-like protein 2. Gene Ontology annotation, biological process: endoplasmic reticulum unfolded protein response. The coding region runs from base 344 to 1792 and encodes 482 amino acids. Gene Ontology annotation, molecular function: exonuclease activity; protein binding; nucleic acid binding. The record is from RefSeq and is a predicted model, not a curated record. The transcript has 3 exons. Gene Ontology annotation, cellular component: endoplasmic reticulum; nucleus. Lineage: Eukaryota; Metazoa; Arthropoda; Insecta; Coleoptera; Staphylinidae.